ACUCGUCCCCUUUAAACACCUCCCUUCACCCUCUCUCACGUGGUGCAGGACAAGGGCAAAGAUUCCGUGAUGCGCCACUGCAGUUUCUCUUGUGGUGUAGAGAAGUCGCGUGCAGCAUAGAACAAUGCCUAAGUCAAAGGAAAUUGUGUCUUCAAGCUCGACUGCCAGUGAUUCAGAUAGUGAAGUUGACAAAAAGGCAAAGCGGAAAAAGCAAGUAACUCCAGAAAAGCCUGUAAAGAAACAAAAGACUGGUGAAAGUUCAAAAGGUGCAGCUUCUUCUAAGCAAAGCAGUAACAGAGAUGAGAAUAUGUUUCAGAUUGGAAAAAUGAGAUAUGUCAGUGUUCGUGACUUUAAAGGGAAAGUCUUAAUUGAUAUUAGAGAAUAUUGGAUGGAUCACGAAGGUGAAAUGAAACCUGGCAGAAAAGGUAUUUCUUUAAAUCCAGAACAGUGGAACCAGCUGAAGGAACAGAUUUCUGAUAUUGAUGAUGCAGUAAGAAAACUGUAAACACAGAGCCAUACAGAAUCUUUAUCAUUUUAGUUGUUUUAAGUGAUCUUUUUACAUUUGUUUUUGUUUUCUAAAAUAGUGUUUUUCAAGCUAUUGUAUAUUUGGGUUCCAAACCGAUCUGUAAAAGCAAUACUUUUAAAAUGUGCAUUAAAAGUGUAUUCUGAAUGAGGCUAUUUGUGUAUGCUUUACUAAAAGGUGUUGCUUUCACAUUAUGGUAUAAUAUAAACAAAUCAUAUGUAAAGUAUAGGUGUUUAUGACCUUUUGAUUGACGGUGUUUGCUGAUAAGGCCACCCAAUAGCUUUAGUCUUUGUUUUAGUUUCAGUUUAGUUAACUGUUAAUACAAAUUUGUUUUCUGGGGGGAUUUCUUAAAAUGUCUCUAUUUUUUUUCCCUUUUAUUUUAUAUUCUGGUAUUGCCCUGACAGCUUUCUGCUUU
Dryobates pubescens (Downy woodpecker) is the source of this 938-nucleotide messenger RNA. Its product is annotated as activated RNA polymerase II transcriptional coactivator p15-like. Gene Ontology annotation, biological process: positive regulation of transcription initiation by RNA polymerase II. The transcript has 5 exons. The coding region runs from base 125 to 505 and encodes 126 amino acids. Gene Ontology annotation, molecular function: transcription coactivator activity; DNA binding. Gene Ontology annotation, cellular component: transcription regulator complex; nucleus. NCBI's taxonomy places the organism in Eukaryota, Metazoa, Chordata, Aves, Piciformes, Picidae. The record is from RefSeq and is a predicted model, not a curated record.